AUGCACCUUCGCAGAAUCGUACAGGGCAGCAUGCAACAUUGCCUCGAUGCUCGCGAACCUACAGCUUACCUGACUUUGCUGCGCACCCUCUUCCGGUCGAUUGGUGGCGGGGCGCAUGACAAGCUAUAUCGGGAAUUCUUCCCUCUUUUGCCAGAGUUGCUGGCUAGGCUAAACCAGUUGCUCCGAUCUCCCCACCGUGCUCAAGCUCGUGAUCUGCUAGGUGAACUUUGUGUCAUUGUGCCUGUCCGCCUGUCCACGCUGCUGCCGUAUCUCGCUUUGUUAAUGGAGCCACUUAUCUCUGUGCUUAAUUGCAACACAGUCAAUCAGGUACUUCAGGCCACAACCUUUUUAAAUUAA
Protopolystoma xenopodis is the source of this 357-nucleotide messenger RNA. The record is from the annotation of a GenBank genome assembly. Lineage: Eukaryota; Metazoa; Platyhelminthes; Monogenea; Polystomatidea; Polystomatidae.